Molecule: messenger RNA, 439 nt
Organism: Amoebophrya sp. A120
Lineage: Eukaryota; Dinophyceae; Syndiniales; Amoebophryaceae
Source: the annotation of a GenBank genome assembly
GAAACCUCGUCCAGCACCUCCAACAAUAACAUGAUGAUGCGUCGCGCCUCUUGGGACGGCCUGCUGGUCGCGAUUGCGGCUGCGAUCGCGCGAAUGUCUCUUUUUGCGGAAACCAGCGAGAAGCUCGGAGAUUACCUGGAGCCGAUCUGCGAGCUUCUCGGGCGCACUGGGCGGACCCACCCGUUCUGCCAGCGUUUUCUGGCCGCAGGGCUUUGUGCGCUCACCAGCGCCACCUCCGCGUGCGUCCACAAGACCGGGUCGCACGUGCAGCUGCAGAAUGAUCAGCCGGGAGCAGGAGGACUGGUAGCCGGGCAGAAAGCGCAGCUGUCCGGCCCGCAGCUCCAAGCAAGUAUGAGCAGUUCUUUGCAAGCCGGAUCUGGCACGGCAGGCACGAGCGGCAACUCAGGUAGUUUACAACUAGGGCACCAGCCGGGCGGCA